AUGCCAUCCGAGGCAGAGCCUCUUCUGAGCAAUCAGCACCCACGCCCACUCGCUUCACGGUCACAGAGACUGUCGCGCUAUUUCCACGAUGAGCUCGAUCCACGACGUGGAGAUUUGCUGCUCCUCUUCUGUUAUAUUAUUACAGGCCUACUGGACAGUUCUGCCGUCUUCAUCUGGGGCUCCUUUGUGAGCAUGCAGACCGGGAACACCGUCUAUUUCGGCCUCGGCCUGGUCGGAACAGACGAUGAUCGUUGGAUCAAAUCGGGCGUCUCGAUCGCGGGCUUUUGCCUGGGAUCCCUUUGCUUCGCAGGCUUCCAUCGCACUUUCUCUCCUCGACAACGCUGGGUCCUUGUCACUUCUUUCCUGAUUCAAUUGGCGUGUAUCACCGCAGCAGCCAUCAUCGUGACGAUUUAUCGACCAUCUCGGGACGCGCCCCUGAGCUGGCUAGUCUUAGUCCCCCUUGCGCUGGUCGCAUUCCAGAGCAGUGGCCAGGCGGUGACGAGUCGCGUGCUCAAGUAUAACGGCCUAACGAGUGUGGUUCUCACCAGCGUCUACUGCGAUUUAUUCUCUCAUCCUGAUUUUCUGUCACCCAAGGUUAUUGGCAAUGCCGAGGAGAUGCGUCGCACGGGAGCGGUGAUCUGCCUCUUAUUUGGAGUCAUACUGGGAGGGCUGUGGGCCCACAGCUCGGUGGGCUUGAUGGGGGCGCUAUGGACUGCGGCAUUGUUGAAAGCAGCGAUCGUGCUCGCGUGGCUAUUUUGGAAGAAGGAGGGACGUUUAGAGAGGUGA
Penicillium cataractarum is the source of this 786-nucleotide messenger RNA. Its product is annotated as YoaK family protein. Bases 1 to 786 code for a protein of 261 amino acids. The record is from RefSeq and is a predicted model, not a curated record. The transcript has a single exon. NCBI's taxonomy places the organism in Eukaryota, Fungi, Ascomycota, Eurotiomycetes, Eurotiales, Aspergillaceae.